Messenger RNA from Colossoma macropomum (tambaqui), 891 nucleotides. Its product is annotated as transmembrane emp24 domain-containing protein 2-like. Gene Ontology annotation, biological process: intracellular protein transport; endoplasmic reticulum to Golgi vesicle-mediated transport; Golgi organization. The record is from RefSeq and is a predicted model, not a curated record. Gene Ontology annotation, cellular component: endoplasmic reticulum; Golgi apparatus; endoplasmic reticulum-Golgi intermediate compartment. Bases 168 to 794 code for a protein of 208 amino acids. NCBI's taxonomy places the organism in Eukaryota, Metazoa, Chordata, Actinopteri, Characiformes, Serrasalmidae. The transcript has 5 exons.
CUCUGCUGCUUCUGUUCUGUCCACUCGCAGCGGUUCAUGCUGGCGGCCGCUGGGAGCGACUCCUCCUCAGCGAGUCCGCGGCUCUCCGACAGUUAGCCUGUGUUUCCCUGAGCGGAGCUAAAGUCGCCCCUUUUAUGUAGUUUUUAAGUAAGCUCUGUGGUUUGAUCAUGUUUACCUUUUCAGAGCUCAUGGUCCUUUUGGCGACGUUGUCCGCCACGGCGUCCGGCUACUUUGUCAGUGUGGACGCUCACGCUGAAGAGUGCUUUUACGAGCGGGUCAACUCGGGCACCAAGAUGAGCCUCAUGUUCGAGGUGGCGGAGGGAGGCUUUCUGGAUAUCGACGUGGAGAUUACAGGUCCGGAUGGGAAGCAGAUCUAUAAGGGAGACAGAGAGUCCAGUGGGAAGUAUUCUGUGGCGGCACACAUGGACGGCACCUACAAGUUCUGCUUCAGCAAUAAGAUGUCCACCAUGACCCCUAAGAUCGUCAUGUUUACCAUUGAUAUUGGAGAGGCGCCAAAGGGUGAUGGCAUGGAGACAGAGGUUGGUGGUGGCACCUGGGAUGCCCACCAAAACAAACUGGAGGAGAUGAUCAACGAGCUAGCAGUUGCCAUGACAGCGGUCAAACAUGAGCAGGAGUACAUGGAGGUCCGCGAGAGGAUACACAGAGCAAUUAACGACAACACAAACAGUCGAGUAGUGCUGUGGUCUUUCUUCGAGGCCCUGGUGUUGGUGGCCAUGACGCUGGGACAGAUUUACUACCUGAAGAGGUUUUUUGAAGUGCGGAGAGUUGUUUAAGUUGUGGUUUGUACUAUUUUGUAUUCCAAAGUGUCUCAUCGUUCUUUGGACUUGUUUGGAGAAUAAACAAGUAAAACUAUUGAAAAUGGGAAGAUGA